AUGUUUAAAGUCUUUCGCCGUGACAAGGCUGUUUCUAUUAGUACAGUUCCAACACGACCAUCGUCGGAGGCUGUUUCGACACCUACACCUGGUGCAGUUCAACGACUCGUGUCCCAAUGGCUCUACAUUUUCGCAUUCGUUUUCUUCUUUGGAAUUGCCUUCCCAUUCGUUGAAUCUCCUGCAGCCGCACUUUAUUCAGAAGUCUUGGGCCCACGGAAGCAAGGAAUGAUGCAAGGACUAUUCAGUUUCGGUGGAAGUGUCACACCGUUUGUGGCGUCCAUUAUUAUUACAUUCCUAUUCCAACACACCGGCUACAAGUACGUCAUCAUCCUCCAAUCAUCCACAAUCUUCAUCGCAUUCGUCCUGAUGCUUGUAUUCUACAAACGAAUGGUUCCAUUGAAGUUGAAACCGAAGAAUGGAGAAUCCGCCGCUUACAAGAAUGGAGUAUUCUAUUCCAUGUAA
This is a messenger RNA of Caenorhabditis remanei, 462 nucleotides long. RefSeq lists its product as uncharacterized. The record is from RefSeq and is a predicted model, not a curated record. Gene Ontology annotation, biological process: transmembrane transport. The transcript has 3 exons. Bases 1 to 462 code for a protein of 153 amino acids. Gene Ontology annotation, molecular function: transmembrane transporter activity. Gene Ontology annotation, cellular component: lysosomal membrane. Lineage: Eukaryota; Metazoa; Nematoda; Chromadorea; Rhabditida; Rhabditidae.